This is a messenger RNA of Hyaena hyaena (striped hyena), 5555 nucleotides long. RefSeq names its product adaptor related protein complex 3 subunit mu 1 (gene AP3M1). Gene Ontology annotation, cellular component: cytoplasmic vesicle; clathrin adaptor complex. The record is from RefSeq and is a predicted model, not a curated record. The transcript has 9 exons. NCBI's taxonomy places the organism in Eukaryota, Metazoa, Chordata, Mammalia, Carnivora, Hyaenidae. Gene Ontology annotation, biological process: intracellular protein transport; endocytosis. Bases 433 to 1689 code for a protein of 418 amino acids.
GUGAGGGGCGGGGAGUCUGCGGACAGGGAACAGCUCGAAAACUGGGGAGCAAGCUGAAUAGCUGGGGCUCCGGACUCCAGCCUGGGCUUCGAGAGAGUUUCUGAUGCUGACUGGGCCUCCCUCUUGGCCUUCCGGGCUUUCUUGCCGGCAGGGCCGGAACGGAAAGGUGCACCUUCAGCCCGGCCUUCUCGCGUCCCACGCCCAAGAGGUUCAGGCUCAUUGGGGUCCCUCUCCGUGCUUCGGCGCGGGAAAAAGAUCUUGUCACCCACGGUGAGCUGAAGUAGCAACGACUUGGACCUCAGCCCCAGCCUUUUGCUUUGGAAGGCAAACCCCGAGUAACCUGAACGGACGUCCUGUUAGAGGGUGGCGCCCGGAUGAGCCUGGGUGGCGAAUACCGUGAGGAAGGUGUUUCAGUUCUUCAGGAGAGAGAAAAUGAUUCACAGUCUAUUUCUCAUAAACUGUUCCGGUGACAUAUUUCUAGAGAAGCAUUGGAAGAGUGUUGUGAGCCAGUCUGUCUGUGAUUAUUUCUUUGAAGCUCAAGAGAAAGCUGCUGAUGUUGAAAAUGUACCCCCUGUCAUUUCGACACCUCAUCACUACCUCAUCAGUAUCUACCGUGAUAAACUCUUCUUUGUGUCUGUCAUACAGACUGAAGUGCCACCUCUGUUUGUAAUUGAGUUCCUACAUCGAGUUGCUGACACUUUUCAGGACUACUUUGGUGAGUGUUCGGAAGCUGCAAUUAAGGAUAAUGUGGUCAUUGUAUAUGAACUCUUGGAAGAAAUGUUAGACAAUGGAUUUCCACUGGCUACCGAAUCUAAUAUUUUGAAAGAACUGAUUAAACCACCAACAAUUCUACGUUCUGUUGUCAACUCUAUUACAGGCAGCAGUAAUGUUGGGGACACACUCCCCACUGGGCAGUUGUCCAACAUCCCAUGGCGCCGGGCAGGGGUAAAGUACACAAACAAUGAAGCCUAUUUUGAUGUCGUUGAAGAAAUAGAUGCAAUUAUAGAUAAAUCAGGAUCUACAGUCUUUGCAGAAAUUCAGGGGGUCAUUGAUGCUUGCAUUAAGCUAUCUGGAAUGCCUGACCUUUCUCUUUCUUUCAUGAACCCACGGCUUCUAGAUGAUGUCAGCUUUCACCCCUGCAUCCGGUUCAAGCGUUGGGAAUCUGAAAGAGUGUUGUCAUUUAUUCCUCCAGAUGGAAAUUUCCGACUCAUAUCAUAUCGUGUCAGCUCACAAAAUCUAGUGGCAAUACCAGUGUAUGUGAAACACUGCAUCAGCUUUAAGGAGAACAGUUCUUGUGGCAGAUUCGAUAUUACAAUUGGACCAAAGCAGAAUAUGGGGAAAACUAUUGAAGGAAUCACAGUAACAGUUCACAUGCCAAAAGUUGUACUGAAUAUGAACCUGACACCAACACAAGGCAGCUAUACAUUUGAUCCAGUUACCAAGGUACUAACAUGGGAUGUAGGAAAAAUUACUCCACAAAAGCUCCCAAGUCUUAAAGGACUGGUAAAUUUACAGUCUGGAGCACCCAAGCCAGAAGAGAAUCCAAGUCUCAACAUACAAUUUAAGAUCCAGCAGCUUGCUAUUUCUGGCUUAAAAGUAAACCGCUUGGACAUGUAUGGCGAGAAAUACAAGCCUUUUAAAGGAGUCAAAUAUGUCACGAAAGCUGGAAAGUUCCAAGUGAGGACAUGAGAAGAGGCCAAAAUUCCUCAAGAUCUGUUUGUUUUCCUAGUGUCAUUAUAGUUAAUUACUGUUAGGUACCAAGUGGGUGGGAAUACAUAUUCUAGUUAAAGCAUCCCUGUUGAGCUACACACCGCUACCGAAAUUGCUUAGUAAUCAGUGUAAGGUUCUUAAGGAGCUUUAAGCUAAGGAAACUUUGAAUUACUUAGCUUAUUUUGUAUUGUUUCAGUUAGGAAGAUUUGGGAGGUGAUUUCCUUUGUGGGGGACAUCAGCUGAAGGCUGCACAUUGUACCAGUAAAGGCAAAAGUCUACAGUGAUCACCUGUCCCCUAAAACAAGUGAACUGGUCUUAGCCAGCAGGAGCUGUCUUAAUCUGUAAUGUGAUGCAUCAAGUGCAGCCAAAUGUCUGCAUACCUGAUUUUAGCCAUCCCAAAUCAGCAACUGCCCCAACAGAGGAAGUCCCCCCACCCCCAAAAAGUUUACAGAAAACUGCCUCUUCAAGUGUUUGCCUUACUCAGCUUUUCACUUGUGCCAUUAAGCAAGCACUGUAGCAGAAGCCACUUCCACAUGGCCCUGGCAGGGGGCACUACUGCUCCAUGCUUCAUUCUCACUGUACUUGGUAUUGUAUUUUUUAUAAAUAAGAUUUUUAUGUAAAGCUCGGAUUUUGAUUUUCAGGGACCUUGCUGCAGUAAGUACCAUCUCAGUUUUGUGCCACUAGUUCAGCCGUUUAGAUAGCAUAGUAAAAAGUAUUUGUAUCAAAGGCGCAAAUACUUUAAGGUCAUAAAAGGGAACACUACUUCUGCUUUUAGGAAGUUAUUGCAAGCACAAGCAUUUGAGAUUUGAAGCAAAUUUAAGCAGUAAGAUACUUCAGUGAACCUUUGCCACCUUCAUGUUCUAUAAAGUUUGUCAACACCACUUAAACCGCAGUUAGCCUAAAGGCCUCAAGCCCUAGUUCAGCAAAAGGAAGAAAAUGUGCCUGCUUCACUAUCAUGAGUCUUUUAAACCUUUUGUCUUUUUUGUUGUUGUUCUUAAGGUCUUAAAUUUACCUGCAUCCCUUGUCUUCAGGGGGAACCUGCUUUUCCUAUUGUGUGCUUCCCAAGGCUACAGUAGUUAGUAGAUUCCUUCCCGAAGCUCUUGUCGUAGUUAUUACUUGGAUGUCUCUCCUAUACUGACAGAAUACUUGAAUGUACAUGAUAUUGAGGCAGAAACAAAACCUUCAGUAACAUUGAUGAAACCAUAUUGAUCCGCAUGAUUGGCAAGUCAGUCAGUAAUUGUAUCGCUUCACUCAACUUCAUUGGCUUUGGAGUCCUUGCCCAGUUGUUUUGCCUCAUGAAACAUAAAGAAUGGAGAAAGCCUGAAAGAUAGAAGUGCUUGUUCUUCAUAGUUCCCAAUAGAAGUGCUUGUUCUUCAUAGUUCCCACAUGUUCUUAUGCUAUUAGUUUUCUUCUCCUCAUGACUCCAUUCUUUUCAUUCGUCUCAGCUUACAACUCCCUUUUCCAUAUCAUGCUAAGAAUGGCCCUUAAAUUUAUCCCAUUGUGCUAUCAAGGGCUAGUGGUUGAUGCUGGUACACAGCCCAUCAUACAGCAGCAUUCUUACCUUUGCCUGCCUAGGGUACCCAACCUGCCUUUCAUCUAAUAGGAAAUGGCACUUUUUGCAAAUUUGGAAUUUCUUGGGUAACCAAUAUCAGCUUGGCAGCUAAAAUCAGGGUGUUGCCAAAUAUUUAUUCCCUUUGCCUGAGGUUAAUUACCCAGCUCAGUUGCUUUUCAUUUUUAAUGUCUUCUAAUGUCCUGUCUUAAAAGAACAGUCAGUACAUUUCUUUCUACAGAAUUCCUAAUCUUAACCAUCUGUAUCAGGACUGUCCCAAUUUUCUUUCUGUGCUAUCUUCUCUUACAUAUAAACAGAUUAUAUGCCAAGAGUCCCUUGUCUUUAGCAAUUUCUGCUAAAACUUCCAAGUAGACUGUUUCCUUUUAUAAUUAAAUUAUUGUAUUUAUUACUUUGAAUCCAGUAAAUCCUUUAUCUAACCUGGCUUUACUGUCAAUAAAAAAAAAAAAUGAAGCAACAAGUUGAUUUUUUUUUUAGCUUGACUGUUGGUUGAGCAUUCUCAGAUGGGCAUGCCUCCAUAUCAGAGCAAGCUAAACAUGACCAGAUUUUGUUCUGUAUCAUCACAUAAGGUGUAAGGGUUGCCGCAAAGCACUCCCAGGUGCUCGUCUCUUAACCUCAGUAUGUUAACAGCCAUGUAUACUUUCUCUAAGCAUCACCCUCUGGUCAGAGACUGAGCAGUAAGUGAUCAAAGCUACUCUCCCUACUUCUCCCUACCACCAGCGCCACCUACUAAUAAGUAACAAAAGAUCCACGAAUACUUAGUAGAAUAUUUCUCAAACACAGAAUUCCAGCUAAUCCCAGAACUGCCCCAUUUUAUAAAUUCUUAAAGGAGACAUCCUAAGAACAAAUGAAGUCGAUGCUCAUUUUCUGUAUAAGGAAGUUACUAUCAAAUAUUCAAAGAGUAAAAAAAAAAAACCCAUUUAUAGAGACCUAACUCUGUCACUGAGCUUUCUUUCUUCUAGAAUUCCUAUUUCCUUACUAUUUUUUUAAUGAAAAAUAUGGAAAAAAAAUAUUCAAAGAGUAUUCACGUGAUGGGUUCAUUCCUAAAGUGGUGCUACAGAACAACCCUCGGAAGAUGCUGGUCUUACUGUCCUUAGUCCUCUGAUUUGAGAAAACAGCUAAGAUGUGAUCCAGCAGGAAGGCAACACCAGUGAACAUAUGGUGAGGAACAAAAAUGAGACCAUGAAUACUGUUUUCAGAUACUGCUGAGCUAAUCCUGUAGCCUUGGAUAUUUCUCUUCAACUCCAGGAGUCUGGUAUUCGCCUCCCUAGUCAGCAACGCUUCUAAAUCGGAAGUGUAGUCUGCAGCACUAUCCCCCUUUAACAAUCCCCUUUCAGAUAUAGAAAACCAGGCACAACAGUGAUGUCCCCACUCUACUUCCAAGUACCUGUUCCUACUUUUAGUCGGUGCUUCCUCAAGCAAAAGGAGUUAUGUCUCCAAAAGCUAGCUCUCUGCCUUCUAGCCCUGGCAGAUCCCUGACAGCCCUGUUAUUCUGUAUUGGGCUUUGAAGUAUGAAAAAUGGGUAUGUGAUAUUCCUGCACAUGUAACCAACCACUUCAGCUUCUUAAAGGCGAUGGUCUCCACAGCUAGCUAGGUGAAGACAGAAUACUGGAUGAUCCACAUCAACUGGCUGCUUUCCUCCCAUCGUUCACCUUUAUCACCUUCUUCUAGUAUAUAAUCCCAAACCUGUCCUUUAUUAUGGAGAUCCUUGUUAAGUAAAUAUACUACUGCUAUACAGAAGUAGUAUGUUGUUCAUCCAGUACAUUUGAAUUAAAUAAAAGUCUUCAGUUGCCAGAUCCUAAAGAUUAGUUUCCUUGGCUAUUUUUCAAAACAAUUUUGCUAAAAUAAUAUAUCCAUCAUUUAAAUCAUUUAUACAAAUGCACUUUAUUGUUUGAAACAGAAAAGAAAAGGCAGAAAAUAUUUGCGUAUAACAAAUCCUAGCUUAUAAAUGUAGUUUUUAAGUGGUGAUGUCUCUAAUCAGUCUUCAGGGAUUUUUUUUUUUUUUUUUUAAUUUGCUUCACUGUGUCUUGAGCACUGAUAUUAGAGAAAAGCACAUCAGCAUAAAGUGUAAACCAGUGUCUCAAAACACUGGAAGAACUUGGAGAGCAAACGAUUUUUCUUAUUUCCUCUAAGUAAUCUUUCAUAAAACAAAAGCUGAUCUUUGGCAUAGAUUCAUACUUUAAAGGCAUUAAUAUUGCAUUUAUAUCAUGUAAGCAACUACAAAUAUGCUGAGGGCCUUGAAAAUAAUAUUCAUCAGUUAAAAGAAAACAGAGGAAGC